AUGCAGAUCUUCGUCAAGACUCUCACUGGCAAGACCAUCACCCUUGAGGUUGAGUCCAGCGAUACCAUCGACAAUGUCAAGUCAAAGAUCCAGGACAAGGAGGGCAUUCCCCCUGACCAGCAGCGUUUGAUCUUUGCCGGAAAGCAGCUCGAGGACGGUCGCACACUGUCCGACUAUAACAUCCAGAAGGAGUCCACUCUCCAUCUGGUCCUUCGCCUCCGUGGCGGUAUGCAAAUUUUCGUCAAGACCCUGACCGGAAAGACCAUUACCCUUGAGGUUGAGUCUAGCGAUACCAUCGACAACGUGAAGUCAAAGAUCCAGGACAAGGAGGGCAUUCCCCCUGACCAGCAGCGUUUGAUCUUUGCCGGCAAGCAGCUGGAGGACGGUCGUACCCUGUCUGACUAUAACAUCCAGAAAGAGUCCACUCUACACUUGGUCCUCCGUCUCCGUGGUGGUAUGCAGAUUUUCGUCAAGACACUCACCGGCAAGACUAUCACACUUGAAGUCGAGUCAUCCGAUACUAUCGAUAAUGUGAAGUCCAAGAUUCAAGAUAAGGAGGGCAUUCCCCCUGACCAGCAACGUCUCAUCUUUGCCGGAAAGCAGCUUGAGGAUGGUCGCACACUUUCCGAUUACAACAUCCAGAAGGAAUCCACACUCCACCUUGUCCUCCGUCUACGUGGUGGUAUGCAAAUCUUUGUCAAGACUUUGACCGGAAAGACUAUCACACUAGAGGUGGAGAGCUCAGACACCAUCGACAACGUCAAGAGCAAGAUUCAGGACAAGGAGGGUAUUCCUCCUGACCAGCAGCGUCUUAUCUUCGCUGGUAAGCAGCUGGAGGAUGGCCGUACUCUUUCGGACUACAACAUCCAGAAGGAGAGCACUCUGCACCUGGUGUUGCGUCUGCGUGGUGGCCAGUAA
Molecule: messenger RNA, 918 nt
Organism: Penicillium roqueforti
Lineage: Eukaryota; Fungi; Ascomycota; Eurotiomycetes; Eurotiales; Aspergillaceae
Product: ubiquitin family protein
Exons: 3
Coding region: 1-918 (305 amino acids)
Biological process (GO): modification-dependent protein catabolic process; protein ubiquitination
Cellular component (GO): cytoplasm; nucleus
Molecular function (GO): protein tag activity; ubiquitin protein ligase binding
Source: RefSeq, a predicted model, not a curated record